UCCGCCGCUCCGCUCUCAUGGCAACGGGCGGGGAGCGGGGGUGGCGGCUGGGCCGAGGCAGCGCCGCAGGAUGGAGCCGGCCGGGGCCCCGCCGCAAGGCUGCGCCCCGGCCCGGGAGGCGGAGGAACCCCCGGGGUCCCCGGCCCUCCCCGCGGAGGAGCCGGAGGGUGGCCAGCCCGCCAGGGCGCCCCCGGGGGAAGGGGCGCCGCCGCCGCCCGCCGCCGUCGGGCGGGAGCGGGGCCGCCGCGGUGCCGGCCCGCAGGGCCCGCCCGGUCGGGCGGCGCGGGGCAGGGGGCGGCGGGCCCCGGGCCGGCGCGGAGGGGAAGAGGGGGGCCGCGCCGCCCGGCGGCCCCGCGUCACGGUGGAUAGCUCCAAGGCCAAGACCUCGCUGGAGGCGCUGAAGAUCAGCCUGCGGCAGCUCCGCUGGAGGGAGUUUCCUUUUGGCAGACGCUUGCCAUGCGAUAUCUAUUGGCAUGGGGUAUCAUUUCAUGAUAAUGAUAUAUUCUCAGGUCAAGUCAACAAGUUUCCAGGCAUGACAGAGAUGGUACGUAAAAUUACACUGAGUCGGGCAGUGCGAACAAUGCAAGAUCUAUUUCCUCUUGAAUAUAACUUCUAUCCCCGGUCCUGGAUUCUGCCCGAAGAAUUUUCCCUCUUUGUGGAUGAGGUUCGUAUGAUGAAAGAUGGUGAUCCAUCCUGGAAGCCCACUUUUAUUGUAAAACCUGAUGGAGGGUGCCAGGGGGAUGGAAUCUACCUCAUUAAAGACCCAAGUGACAUCAGACUGACGGGAAGCAUCCAGAGCCGGCCAGCUGUGGUCCAGGAAUAUAUUUGCAAACCACUGCUUGUCGACAAACUGAAAUUUGAUAUUCGUCUUUAUGUCUUACUGAAAUCUUUAGAACCCUUAGAGAUUUAUAUAGCCAAAGAUGGACUUUCUAGAUUUUGUACGGAGCCCUAUCAAGAACCCACUCUAAAAAAUUUGCACCAGGUUUUUAUGCACUUAACCAACUAUUCACUAAAUAUCCAUAGCGGGAAUUUCAUCCAUUCUGACAAUGUAAACACUGGCAGUAAGAGGACUUUUUCAAGCAUUCUGUGCAGACUGUCUUCCAAAGGAGCUGAUGUCAAAAAGCUGUGGUCAGAUAUAAUUUCACUGGUGAUUAAAACAAUUAUUGCACUGACACCAGAACUGAAAGUUUACUAUCAGUCUGACAUACCAGCAGGAAAACCUGGGCCAACUUGCUUCCAGAUUUUAGGGUUUGACAUUCUCCUGAUGAAAAACUUGAAGCCCAUGUUACUAGAAGUAAAUGCGAACCCCAGCAUGAGAAUAGAACAUGAGCAAGAGCUUUCUCCUGGAGUAUUUGAAAAUGUCCCAAGCCCUGUUGACGAAGAAGUGAAAGUAGCGGUUAUCAGAGAUACUCUUCGUCUAGUGGACCCUCAGAAAAAAAAGAGAAAAGAUACUCAGUGUCAGACUUUGGAGCACGUGCCAGAAGCGAGCGAAGAGCUGCUGGGCACAGGACCGGCAGGCAGAGGGGAAGGCGAUACCCCCAGAAGUCCGGAGGCUGGCCUCCCCUCCCUCUGUCUCAAGCAAGUGUUUCCCAAGUACGCCAAGCAAUUUAACUAUCUGCGACUUGUGGACAGAGUGGCUGCGCUGUUUAUCCGAUUUCUUGGUGUAAAAGGGACAACAAAGUUGGGGCCAACAGGUUUCCGAACGUUUAUAAGAAACUGCAAACUGAGUAACAGCAAUUUUUCAAUGGCUUCUGUAGAUAUCUUAUAUAUUGACAUCACAAGAAGGUGGAACAGCAUGGGAAUCGACCACAAAGAAUCAGGAAUGUGUUUGCAAGCCUUUGUCGAAGCUUUCUUCUGCCUGGCUCAGAAAAAAUACAAGUCCCUCCCACUUCACGAGCAAGUGGCAUCGCUGAUCGAUUUUUGUGAGUAUCAUCUGGCUGCCCUGGAUGAAAAGCGCCUGGUUUGUGGCCGCGGGGUCGUGGAGCGCCGAAGUGCAGUAGGUCCUUGUCAGACAGACGGACUUCACCUUACACCAGCGGCACAUACACCCCUCCUGAAUCGCACGGCCGCAGCCAGUAAAUUUGCAGAUUAUAGAAAUCCUCGCUAUUAACGGUGCUAAUUCACCUGGACAGAACUGAGAAUUAAUCCCCAGAUAUGUGCGUGUACUGCAGCAGGAGAGGCAGAGUCUUGAAUUCCUUCAUCUGAUAGCCACAAUUAUUUAUUUCAGCGGUUUUUAUUUAUGUUCUUCAAAAAGUCUACUGCAAGCUCCCAUCCUCAAACGAUGAUCCUGGCAAUGGCUAUUGAUUUGCCUCUCUGUCGGACCUACAGUACACCUCGUGUGACAAACUCUGCUUUCAUCCCGAGCGCACAGAAAAGCACCUGUGAAGACAAGGACCAAAAUACCAUGGGACGAUAACCAGCAUCACGGGAUCAGUGGCACUGAUCGAGGGACACGCUCACAUCGAAGGAAUUGCAUUGCUUCGUAUGCACUGGACGUAUCAUGGAAACUAAGGAGCUGCAGUCCCAAAUCCCAGUUGUGGACUUUGGAAAACUGAAACCUGAAAUUAUGUUUGUGGCCAGACUUCAGGCUUUGACCCUCUUUCGGUGGCCUGGACUGUACGUGUUGGAAUCGAUACAGAUUUGGUCAUUGCUUAUAGUACUUAUUUUUUAAAGUCAGUCUUAAAACACUGAAAUCCUGUUUUGGCUUCUACUUCUUUGUACAUGUCUUUGCUGUGACAAGUACUGUUAAUUUUUUAAAGUAAAACUAAAGGUGUUUAUCCUUUUGCUUCCACAGAAACGAUAAGCUCACACUUAUUCACAGAAAAAAUUUACUUCAUUCAGUCAAAUUUGGUGAAUCAAGUGGUGGUAUUGUCUUCAGGUACCAAGCACUGCUGCUGCAAAAAACUUUAGAGUGUAGAGGCCUAAGAGUUCAUUUAAGUUCCAGUGAAACCAAUCCUGUCACUGACUUUAGGCUAAACUAAUUGUAUUCUAGGUUUGCUUAUUUUUUGCCUUUUGCAUGUUUGUUACCCUGUUUGGACCUGCAGUAACAUCUACAGCAGAGGUUUUUUUUGGUCUUUGCACAUAUUCUUCAUUUUUUCCCUAACAGUAUAGCUCUGUACAAAUUAGAUCUAUAUUAUUUAACAGAAUAUUUUGUCAGGAGUGCUAGGCUGUACCACUGGAGUUGUACAGAGUAGUCUUAUUUUUCAAGAAAUGAACCAUGGCUUCUGUAAUCACGCUCUUGGCGGGGGGGCUAAGCAGAACAUGAGACUGGCUGAAAGGACAUGAAUAACUUGAAACUUCAGGGCUCUUCAGUCAAAUUCUUUUUAGUCUCACCUUUUAUUACAGUACUGUAUGUCUACAUUCGAGCUUGAUUUUCCUCCUUUGUUCUGUUCUUUAAUGCUAAUGGGCUUGCUUAUGUUCUAGUGUCAAAACCCGCACAGCUGUAAGAUGGCGCGACGCCUGGGCAUUUACCUUUGGACUGGAGAAAAUUCCCUGAGCUGGGUGUCAAAAUGUUCCAGUGGUUGGUGUAUCAGAACCGUGACCUCGGAAGCACGCUGUCGGUGCAGAGGGAGUCCACCGGUUCAAUGCCUGGACUAAAUGCACACACAGUAUUGAGUGAGUUUUUACUUCAGGAACAAUGAGAGUUUCUUUCCUGAUGUUCGUUUUAAGCAGCAUGCGUUUUUUUGCAAAGUGGCAAUCAGCAGCAUGGCAAUACAAUGCUGAGCCCACAAAAAACUAAUACCUGGCAUGUGUUACUAUCCGAUGUGGGCGUCCCUUCUCUUGUAACACCAAUAAGAGUAGUAGUAGUAGAUCUUUUUUUAGUUCAAUGGCUGGACUGUUUGAAAUUUUAUGUAUUGUACAUAAGAGGACAAUUGUAGACUAAUGUCACUGCCCUCGGCCUGGUUUAAGUUUCAUAAAGAUUAUUGCAGUAUGAAGAUAAAAUGCCAAACUCCAAGGUCUGGCAUCUGUCAGAACAAAUGAAGCUGAAAGGGUCAUUUUUUUCACACUUUCAUUGUAAUAUAUUUGAAGACAUUCACAAGUUGAAAAAUGGUUACUUCUCAUUUUGUGACAUCUGACAUUUGUCUUGCGAUUGGCAGUGUGUUACUAGAAAAUAGCUUACAGUUUCUCUUAUCAUGUGAUUGAUGUCCUGUAAAGACAGAGUUAUAGAAGAGUAGGAUUUGAAAUGCUACAACUGCGAAUGCCUUUCCUUCCAGCUUUCUAGCAGUACAAUCCAUGGCCUAAAAUACCCAGGUUUUGCUAUUGUAUACGCUACCCUGAUAGCGGUGGAAUAAAUUAACUAUUGUAUAUAAUGAACACUGGUAAGAUCUCUCUCUAUUUUGGAGAUCUUUAUAUUCUCUGGAUGUAGUACAGACUUUUAUAGCCUGUGCAUACGCAGGCUGAUGAAGUACGUCCUGUUUAUCUCCCACUUCAAAUAUGAAGGGUCCCUUGUAGAACAGUCAAAAUAUUCAAUUAUCUGCCUCUAGCAAUCCAGUGUUCAUGUAUUUAUAUAAUUGGAAAAUUGAAUGCCAUAUUAUUCUCAGGGGGAGGAGGGGGAUAAAACAAGAGGGUACUUUAGAGACUUAAUGACAAAGUCAGAUUUCUCUUCCCUCCCAUCUAAUGCCAUUUCCUCUGAGUAUUACUUAGCAUCCAAAGCAAUUUCACAUAGCCUUUAAGUAACCAGUCUGUGUACACGCAAUAAAAUGACCAGAGACACUUUAUUCAGAACAUGAAUGCUAAUACACUGAUAAUCACUUAAUCUCAAGGUACCUUUCUAGCAAAAGAAACAAUACAUGAAAGAUAGUAGGCGCUGGUUUUUUAAUAGUACUUUUCUAUACAUUAUUUUCAGAGAAUAACACAGCACUCGCUAUUCCAUUUAUGAGCAUAUAUGAUGUGAACAUUGCAUGCCAGUGAAGUCUUUCUCCUUACCAGACACACUGGAUCUGGUAUUCCUCACUGGGUAUAAAUCAGAAUAAAACACUUCAACAUCUAAGGAAGAUUUGAGGCAAGUGAGUCCAGAGUUUCAUUCCAGAGAUUCCCCUUCCCUGCAGGUUUGUAUCUCGCCUGACUGUGCCCAAACUCACUCGGUCACUCCUUGUUCAGUUUUGAGAUCUUUCUCUGCAUAAGGCUGUUGUAGGCUGUCACCUGAAACUUGUCUUCUGCCUAGUCUGGUUUGGGCUCUUGAAAGUGAAUUGCCCUGUGCCCAGCGCCCAGCUCGCCCCGUUACAGCCGUAUGCGUUGGGAACGUUAACGUACACCAAGCGGGUUGCUUCGCUUGCCACGCACUUGAGAGACUUUCUUUUAAAACACAGCUGGAGAGGGGGGUACUGGGAUAAUUCCACACUUACUGUUCAGGUGAGACACCCAAGCCCACCUGCUUCAGCACCCAUCUCUCAGCUGGAGCUCGUGUCCGUGCCGUGCAGGUGACUCCUGUUUACUGGCUGCACCCCUCUGGUUGCAUUAGUCUUGCUUCAGCCCAUCAUCAGGAGGUCAAAGCAUCCUCCCCAGAGAUGGGUGACAGCAGUUUAGGAGCCCUUGUGAUGAGGAGGGACCUAGUCCUCCUCCGGCCAGAGCCUCGUGCAGUUCAUCGACAGCAAGGUAGGUGCGUGUCCUCUGGCUGCCCGAGUCGGAAGGAGCUGGAGCCUCUGCGGUGAUUUUGGGGGUUGGCAAGGGCAUUGUUCCUGCACUGCUGGAUGUGGAGCCCUCGAGGAUUCUCCUAAGGCUGUAGGAAGAGCUGCCCAAGGAGGAGCAGCUGCCAGCUGGGUCCUACCUGGAUGAUGCCUCAACUCUGCUCUUGUUUACUAUGGCAUGAGAUAGGAACAACUUUCAUAGUCACUGUCACAGCUCCUUGUUUCUAGCCAGCACCGUGUCUGACCUUAUUCUGAUCUCUGCCUGAUGGACAGUGACAAUCUGCUUCUAAAUAUUACCCUUUUCCCUCUAAUCUGUUUUCUUUUCCAUCAUGCUUUGCUGUGUUUCUUCCUAAUUCCACAGUUUUGCUUCUCAGUUUGCCUAAUAAACUGCUGUGGUCAAUUUGGCUGAAUCCAUUAGUUCAGCUUCCUGCGUUGCUGUACAGCC
This is a messenger RNA of Grus americana (Whooping crane), 6072 nucleotides long. It is a transcript of the gene TTLL11, whose product is annotated as tubulin tyrosine ligase like 11. NCBI's taxonomy places the organism in Eukaryota, Metazoa, Chordata, Aves, Gruiformes, Gruidae. Gene Ontology annotation, cellular component: cilium. Bases 71 to 2110 code for a protein of 679 amino acids. The record is from RefSeq and is a predicted model, not a curated record. The transcript is spliced from 9 exons. Gene Ontology annotation, molecular function: tubulin binding; tubulin-glutamic acid ligase activity. Gene Ontology annotation, biological process: microtubule cytoskeleton organization; protein polyglutamylation.